Messenger RNA from Neurospora hispaniola, 225 nucleotides. RefSeq lists its product as uncharacterized. NCBI's taxonomy places the organism in Eukaryota, Fungi, Ascomycota, Sordariomycetes, Sordariales, Sordariaceae. Bases 1 to 225 code for a protein of 74 amino acids. The record is from RefSeq and is a predicted model, not a curated record. The transcript has 3 exons.
AUGUUUCCCUCUCCCGCUUCCUACGUCGCCCUCAGCAGCGGCGGCGUCUCCCCAGGCCACUCCUCUUCCUCCUCCCCGCGACCAUUUGUCCGCCACCCCCGCCUAGCCAUCUUCACCGUCGCCCUCGUCGGCGUCGGCGCCGUCUUCAGACACGUGUCGACGACGAUCCGCAACAACGAGCUGGCCCAGAAGAGCUCGCCUGGGGGGCCAGGAAAUCAGGAAUAG